GCGCGGCCGGAAGGGGCGGCCCAGUCGCCCCGGUGACAGGAGGCCGAGAUGGCGGCGCGGGAGGCGGUGGCGAGCGCCAGGCUUUGAAUGAGGGGCGGCCGGAGGCUGCGCUUUGGCCGCCUCGGCGCCCGGCGGCCCCCCCCCGGCCGGGGCAGGGCAGUAUUGGAGCAGCCUACCUAAUGACCCACCUUCCUGACUCUUCCUAACUUAAAGCCUGGAAUAUAAAAAGUGAUUUAAAUGCCAUAGCGUAUCUGAAAUCAAGCUGUCCUUCCAUGGAAUACUCAUGGCCUGAGGAAGAUGUCACAGGGCUGCCUUCUCUUCUCACCAGGAGGAAGGGUUUCUCAUCAUGGCCAUAACACAGUUUCGGCUCUUUAAAAUCUGUACUUGCCUGGCAGCUGUGCUUUCUUUUAUUAAAAAGUUAAUAUGCAGGUCUGGAAGAGGGCGAAAAUUAAGUGGAGACCAAAUAACUUUGCCAACCACAGUGGAUUAUUCAUCUGUUCCCAAACAGCCAGAAGUAGAAGACUGGUCUUCAUGGGAUGAGGAUGCACCCACCAGUGUGAAAAUUGAAGGUGGCAAUGGUAAUGUGGCAGCUCAGCAAAACCCUUUGGAACAAAUGGAACCUGAUUAUUUCAAAGAUAUGACACCAACUAUAAGAAAAACUCAAAAAAUAGUUAUUAAAAAACGAGAACCUUUAAAUUUUGGGAUUCCAGAGGGAAACACAGGAUUCUCUAGCAGAUUAGCAGCUACACAAGAUAUUCCUUUUAUUCACCAGUCUCCUGAACUGGGAGACUUGGAUACUUGGCAAGAAAAUACAAAUGCCUGGGAAGAAGAAGAAGAUGCUGCCUGGCAGGCAGAAGAAGUUCUUAGGCAACAGAAGAUAGCAGAAAGGGAAAAACGAGCAGCAGAACAACAGCGGAAGAAGAUGGAGAAAGAGGCCCAAAGGCUAAUGAAAAAAGAACAAAACAAAAUUGGUGUAAAACUGUCCUAACAGAAACGACGCAUCGGUGGCAGUGCCAGUGGGAAAAGAGAAUUCCAGCUCUACAACAUGCGUAUUGGUAUUGAUAUAAGUAUUUCCAGGACUUCAGCACACUGCUCGGUUUCAAUGCAUUCUUCAGGUCAUUCUUGGAAGCCAGAAUUCUCCCAAAGUAUCUUGAACUGCUAGUAGAUGAUUCUUUAAGGAGGAAAACAAAAUCACAAAAAACAAAACACACACACAAAGUCAUGCCUUGGUGAAAUGAAGUUUCCUACAAUAGUUCUAUUCUAAUACCCUUCUUUGCAGCAAAAUUGAUUGAGCAAGGAUGUUGAUUGAGAGAGACUCCUAAUGAACAGCUCAAGCCUAGAGAAAAGAAUGUAAAUAUUCAGUGGUGGGGAACCUACUGUAUUGUCUGUGCUUACCUGAAACAUGUAAUUAAACAGUUUUAAAUAAC
This is a messenger RNA of Anas platyrhynchos (mallard), 1427 nucleotides long. RefSeq names its product estrogen receptor binding site associated antigen 9 (gene EBAG9). The record is from RefSeq and is a predicted model, not a curated record. NCBI's taxonomy places the organism in Eukaryota, Metazoa, Chordata, Aves, Anseriformes, Anatidae. Gene Ontology annotation, cellular component: secretory granule.